AUAAAAUGAAAAAUGGGGAUGCAACAUUAUUCCUGAAGAGUAGUUUAAAUAUACAGUACAACUAAUGUAGAAUAGAACACUCAAACAGUACAAUAAGCCUGUACUAAAAAUGCCGGAAAUCCAAACCUUGGUGUACUGUGUACUGUGCUCAAAAUCUGUGUGAAUAUAAGAUUUAUGAAUUCCCUGAACGCAGAGCCCAUAAACUAUUGAAUGCAAGUGUGAAAACAGAAUACUAACUGCUAAAUACUGCAGAGGGAACCCUGUUUAGUGAAUAUACUGACUGUAAACCCUGUCUCGUGAAUAUAUUCCUCCCCUGGAACGGAAAUCAUUAAUGUUGUCUCUGUAUGGUUCCUACUGCUAGAAUCUAGCUCUGCAAGGAUGAGUGAUAAGGUUCGGGUUGCUCUCCGGGUCCGACCCUUAAACCGGAGGGAGUUGGAGCUAGGGACUAGCUCGAUCAUAGAGAUAGAUGAGAACAGAACCGUCCUGCAUGCUCCAUCAACCAAAGACACAAGGAAGCAGCCUAAAUCCUUCACCUAUGAUCACUGUUUCAACUCCUGUGACCCUGGGAGCUAUGGCUGGGCCGGUCAGGAGGAUAUCUUCAACUGUCUGGGAAAGGAUAUUCUGGAUAAUGCGUUCAAGGGUUAUAACGCGUGUAUCCUGGCCUACGGUCAGACUGGAUCUGGGAAAUCCUUCACUAUGAUGGGAUCAAACAAGGAUCCAGGGAUUAUACCAAGAUUAUGUGAUCAUCUAUUUGAAAGGAUAGCCCUGUCCUCCGCCCCUGACCAUCAGGCUAAAGUCGAGGUCAGCUACAUGGAAGUCUAUAACGAAAAGGUUUACGACCUGCUUGAUCUGACCAGCACAAACAAGAGCGGGCUGAAGGUCAGAGAAAACAAGGUGAUGGGACCUUACGUUGAUGGACUUUCUCAGCUUGCUGUCGUCUCAUAUCAGGAGAUCAACGACCUCAUGGUUGAGGGGAAUAAAUCUAGGACGGUGGCUUCCACCAACAUGAACAAUGAGUCCAGCAGGUCUCAUGCUGUCUUCACGCUCAUACUCACAUUCACGCUCAAGGACUGUAUCAGCGGAGUAACCGGAGAGAAGGUGUCCCGGGUAUCCCUGGUGGAUCUGGCAGGAUCGGAGAGAGCGGUCAAGACCGGAGCUGUCGGAGAGAGGUUGAGAGAAGGAUCAAAUAUAAACCGUUCUCUCACAACACUUGGUCUUGUUAUAUCUAAACUAGCUGAACAGGCUGGAGACCAAGAACGGUUUGUUCCAUACAGAGACAGUGUUCUUACUUGGCUACUCAAGGAUAAUCUAGGCGGGAACUCGCGAACCGUGAUGGUUGCUACAGUUUCUCCGGCUGGAGACAGCUAUGAAGAAACUUUAUCAACACUCAGAUAUGCAGACAGGGCUAAAAAGAUCAUGAACCAUGCAGUGGUGAAUGAAGAUCCAAAUGCUCGAAUUAUCAGGGAGCUGCGUGCUGAAGUAGAGGCUCUCAAAGAUAUGCUGCUCCAUGCCGCACAGCCAGCUGUUCUGAAGGAAAAGCUCUCAGAGAAUGAGAAGCUUAUGCAGGUGAUGAGUUUAACCUGGGAGGAGAAACUACAGAACACAGAACAGAAGCAGGAGGAUAGAAGACAGGCUCUGGAAAAGAUGGGGAUAUCCGUCCAGUCUAGUGGUAUCAAGGUUGAGAAGAAUAAAUAUUUCCUGGUAAACCUGAAUGCAGAUCCCUGUCUGAAUGAACUAUUGGUUUACUAUCUCAAGGAGGAUACUACUCUUGUAGGACGUCCUGAGGCAGGUUUGCAACAAGAUAUCCAACUUAUUGGACUAGGGAUACAGGACGAGCACUGUAGGAUCUGUAGAGUCGAGAUGGAUCUCUACCUGGAGCCCCUACCCGGAGCUAGGACGUGUGUUAAUGGAGCUGAGAUUACGACAAGAACACAGCUUCUCAACGGAGAUAGAAUACUCUGGGGAUCAAACCAUUUCUUUAGAGUUAAUUGUCCUAAGGUAGCAAACAGUGAACCCACUCCAACAACUCCAUUUGACUGGAGGAUGGCCCAGGAGGAGGUUAUGCAGGCUGAGGUCGGGAAUGCUCCCAUGAGAGAGGCCAUAGCGAGGCUGGAGAGACAAUACGAGGUUGAUAAGAAGAAUGCUUUAGAAAAUCAAAGAAAAGAAUAUGAGAAACAGUUUCAGCAGUUGAAGAGUUACAUGUCUCCCUCCACACCCCUAGCUCCGUCCUUGCAAUACGAUCCGUUCAGAACCUGCAGGAUGACCCAUUCUACCAGUGUUAUCUCUAGACUGGAGAAAUGGGGGAAGGAGCAGGAUGAUUCGUUUAAACAGGGAAUCUCCAAACUGCGCGAAGCAAUUGUGAUGGCGAAUGGUUUAGUGAGAGAAGCCAAUUUUAUCUCCGCUGAGAUGGGUAAAACAACCAGUUUUAGCGUCACCUUACAGAUACCACCUCAUAAACUAACUCCGAACCGUAAACUUGGAACUUUUAUUAGUGAACCCGCAAUCCUGGUUCGGCGUAAGGACAGCGGAAACCAGAUCUGGUCAACGGAGAAACUGGAGAUGAAACUAAUUGAUAUGCGUGAGGUUUACGAGGACGUGAGACGGAACAAUGUUGGAACCAACCUUCCCGAUCCGUUCUAUGAAACCAAGGAGCAUCAUCAUCUGAUAGGAGUAGCAAAUAUAUUCCUGGAUGUGUUAUUCCAUGAUGUAAAGCUGGAUUAUCAGACUCCGAUAAUAUCCCAACAAGGGGAGGUGUGUGGUAGGCUCAGCAUAGAACUCGAGAAGACAGGAGGGUCUCUAGGGACACUCGGAGAAGGGGGAGGAGGAUCAAGAUUUAAACUAGAAGACGAGACCAACGAUAAUUAUAUAACCUGCCGAUUAAUAAUCAAGGCUGCAACAGGUCUCCCUCCCUCCCUCUCACAGUUUGUUUUCUGUCAAUAUUCCUUCCCGGGGGAGGGAGAGCUCAUUACCAUCCCACCCUCGCUCAACCCUGAUCCCAGGCUUCCCAACGGUAAACUUGAAACAUCAGUAAACUUUAAGUUUGAUCACAGUAGAGAGAUAAGUUUAUUGGUUGGAGAGGAACUACUAGAGUUAUGCAGUGAAGGAGCUUUAUCUAUAGAAGUAUACGGGCACUCGUCCUCAACCUUACUCAAUGCCUGGGAGAUGGAAGAGCAGAAAGCCAAGGCGACCUCACUAGCUGAUCGAUGGUCGGAGCUGACAAGAAAACUAAACUUUAAGAUUGAGAUCCAUGAGUUAGACGAGACGGGAGUAUAUUCUCCGGUAGAGGUGGCAGAGAACGAAGAUGUUGCAACCGGAGGAAUAUUUCAGUUAAAACAGGGACAGCAGAGAAGGUUGUUAGCUCAGGUCGAACCUAUCAUAAACUCAGGAACACUCCCUUUAAUCUGCGACUCCAUACUUAGUAUAGAGAUUGGGAGUCCUUGUGUGAGGAAUAAACUACAGAGACCUUUAGAUUCCUACCAGGAGGAGGAUUUAACCCUACUCCGGGAGAGCUGGAGUCAGCUGCUGGAUAAACGGCGGGAAUAUUUAAACUCCCAGAUCCAGAUGUACAUCAACAAGCUCGAUAAGUCGGAGCUGGAGUGUGAGAGAGAGGUUUCCCUUGUGGAUCAAUGGGUUCAUCUCACGGACGAGAGAAAUACUGUGAUUGCUCCCACCCCUGGUUCCGGGGUACCCGGAGCCCCCCAUCCCACCUCAUAUAAACCCAAACCUGGAACCGAACGACAUUUCACCGUCCUCUUCCUCGAUCUGAACGCAGACGACUUCUCCACCGGUGUUUCCGGGUCUGACAAUGAGAUCCCAGUCUACGGGAUUAACUCUAUCCUCCCUAAGGAAUUAUCCGGCAAGUUUUUCAAUCUUCCAAUAAUAGGAAAUAUGGAGGAGGGUUGCGGAGCAGUCUCCAGUUGGGAUUCAAGCAUUCACGAAUCCGUCUUUAUCAAUCGAAUAACCCGGGAGAACGAACGUGUUUAUAUAAUUGUUAAAGCUGUGGUCAGACUCUCCCAUCCUGCUCCAAUGGAUCUAGUUCUAAGGAAGCGGUUGUGUAUCUCGAUAGUUAAACGGCAGUCUAUCAAGGAAAAGAUUAAGAAGACCCUGGGUAGAUCACGUCCUCUUCAGUCUGUCAGCGUGGUUUAUGAGAUUGUAUCAAAUGUACCAAAGGCGAGUGCCGAGCUAGAAGAUCGGAAAAGUUUGGCGGUGAUCGCCGCUUCCGGAACAGAUACGGAGUCUGACAACGGAGAAACAUUCAUAGAACGAUAUACUAGAGGCGUUUCUGCCGUAGACACUAUUCUAUUCCUGGAUAGAUUACGGCAAAACGUUGUCGUGAAGGAAGCUCUGAAGUCCCAAGGUAAGGUGCAGAAGAGUAUGCGGAAGACUGUGAGUGUUCCUAAUUUCUCAAAUAUGAUGAGAAGCUCCAGCUCACAGGACAACCUCGCCGGCCUCCAGAGGAUUAAGUGUUCCAUGAGUGUUCAGGACUUUAACCAGGAGGCCGGGAGACCAGGGCGGAGGCCGAGGAUGGAGCUGGCUACGGUGCCGGAGGUUGAAGGCGGAGAGGCGGAUAAUAUUGCCAGGCCAACCUUUUUAAAUCUUGGAUCAGCCCUAAAUACAAGAUCUGAGUUGAACAAACUGUCUCCUAAUCAACCAAAUCCUAAGAAGAUUUCCAGAUUGAUUGUGCACAAUAAGGAAAACAUAGAUGGAAGAGAAGAAUUAAAAGGUACCCAGAUCCGGAGUAAAGUUACUAGUUCCCAGACCCUGGAGAGUUUAGCAGAGCUGCCCAAACCUGGACCUUGCACACCUUCUCUUAACUCUAGUGGAUACGGUUCACAGGCAGUGUCAAGCAAUACUUUAUCCAGCGAAGAUUCAUUAUCAGUCAAUUCAAUAUCCGUAGAUGAAACACCAGACCAUGAACAGGGGAUGUUAUCACUAAAUAUUCUGAAAGAACAAAGUUCUAUGCUCAGUCCUCCUGAUCUAUCCCUCGGUUCCUCUUCUCCCUGUGAGGAAACUGAUGUAACUGUAACAGAAACUACCCCCUCCUCCUCCUCUACUCCUCCACCCUGCUCAACCCUUCCCUCCUCCUCACCUACUCCAUCCUCAUCUUGUCCUAACGGUUCUAUGGACGGAAGUACGUCCUCUCUCUCCACUAGUCUAACUUCACUUGAAGCGUGUAGUUCUCCUAACCCGGAGCAGAGUCUUGAACCUAGAUGCAGUAGAAGAUCCUGUUUAGGAGAAGAUAUUCCAGGUUGGUUGAAGGUUGGAGAGAGUGUUCAAAUCCGUCCUAGCAAUCUCUCCGGUGUUGUUCAGUACCUGGGACGGACUGAGUUUGCUCCGGGUACCUGGGUAGGAGUGGAGUUGGAUACAUCACAAGGAAAAAAUGAUGGAUCUGUCAAAGGAAUCCGAUAUUUCUCCUGUCAGCCCAAAAAAGGAGUUUUUGUCAAACCUAAAAACCUGAAACUGGACAAGCGUGGAAAAGAGAUGAGAGCAAGAAGAUAAGAAUUCUCCUGGAGAUCCCCUGAAACUAGAUAUGAUUCCUGAACUAGAUUCCUGGAAAUCUUCUACCCAAAUAAAUCGUCAGAAAAUCCUGAACUAAAUAAAUCUCUAGUAAAUCUCCUGAACUAGAUAAAUCUCCUUAAAAUCUCUAAAACUAUAGACAAAUCUCCUGAAAAUUUACUAAACUAGUUAAAUUUUUGGUAAAUCUCUACAGACAAAGCAAUCCAAAAAUUUACAAAUUCAAUGAAAGAUAAAUUAAAUUACAGUCUAAUGAUCUUUUCAAAAAUUCACACAUGCAUUGAAUGUGAGAAAGUUUCUAUAAAGCAAAGUUAAUAUUCGAAGAUAAAGUGAACUUUCGCAUUUUUACAAAAAUUAUGAAAGUUCUCUGAAAAUAGAAACUUCUCGUUUAAUUGUUACUGCUUUGUCUAAAACUGAGUUAAAAAGUUAGUUUAGUUUGCUUGUGUGUCAAGUAUACGAUAAUGUGAUAACCGGCCCCUUAAAUGGCCUUAAUUUGGCCUUAUAUUGUAGAGGCAUUUUCUUUACGUGCUUCGUGUCUCAAUCCAGGGGAUCAAAGGAAAAUGGAAUGCAUGGUAAAUGGUAAUUUGCAAUAGAUUGUAGAUACUUGACAAGAUUUUUAUUUGCAAAAUCACAUUCUAUGCAUUGUUAUUGAAAACAAACUAAAAACGAUAAUUGUUAAUAGUUUAAAUCUGAUAGGAAUUUUCGCUUUUUUUGCUAAUAUUUUUUUGCAAAAGAUUUAAAGAAAAAUUUACAUGAACCCAUAUUAUAUGCCUUUUAAACUUUGUAUAAGAAAUAUUGUACAUAACAUAGAACAUAAAUAUAAAAAGUAGGGUUGAAUGUACUUAUAGAGUUCAUUGUACACUGUGCACUGUGCAGAGUAGAUGUUUUAAAGUAUAAGACUCUAAAUUUUAUAAAUGUGUGUCAUUAAAUAUCAUUGAUCUUCCCCAAGCUGUUGUACAGUUUUGGAGUACAUAUUUGUUACAAUUUCAGCGCGUAAAUGUGUACAUAAAGACCAGUUCUGCUGGAUAACUAAAGACGACUUGUCCUGUCUUAAGAUUAUUAUAAUAUUAUUGUUGUAGGGCGUCCGGCUGAAUGAAUCCCAAAUAUUCUGAGUUAUAAUAUACACAUUGGAAACAGUCUGUUCUUUAUAGAAACGUGUUAUAGAUCAAAUAUUUCGGAUUAUCUACAUCGUUACCAUAUAAUCCCCUCUGUGUAGUCUCUAUUCAACAUCUAAUCAGUCUUAUGUACAAUGUGUAUUCAUGUGAACUCACUGUAUGUACAGUAUAAAAAAUCACCGACCCCUGUACAACUGCAGAUAUGCUAACCCUAAACUCCAUCCAUGAAUACAAAAAGUUUCGUCAAAGUGUAAAAAAUAGUUUUUAAAGGAACUUUCCACAUUUGUGAAGAGUUGCUUUAAGUACUGCAAAAAAUGUAAAACCAUGCCAAAAAGUGACAAAUCAAAAUGUGAUUGUGAUUAUGUAAGCUUUGCUAAAUUUUGAUUUAUGCAAUAUAAGCCUCUAGUCUCUUUAGUCACCAUAAUAAACAUAUUUAUCUCGUUCA
Molecule: messenger RNA, 7074 nt
Organism: Eurytemora carolleeae
Lineage: Eukaryota; Metazoa; Arthropoda; Copepoda; Calanoida; Temoridae
Gene: Khc-73
Product: kinesin-like protein KIF13A
Exons: 28
Coding region: 379-5499 (1706 amino acids)
Biological process (GO): cytoskeleton-dependent intracellular transport; microtubule-based movement
Cellular component (GO): microtubule; kinesin complex
Molecular function (GO): ATP binding; microtubule binding; microtubule motor activity
Source: RefSeq, a predicted model, not a curated record